Condylura cristata (star-nosed mole) is the source of this 936-nucleotide messenger RNA. Its product is annotated as beta-1,3-galactosyltransferase 5-like. Gene Ontology annotation, cellular component: membrane. The transcript has a single exon. NCBI's taxonomy places the organism in Eukaryota, Metazoa, Chordata, Mammalia, Eulipotyphla, Talpidae. The coding region runs from base 1 to 936 and encodes 311 amino acids. Gene Ontology annotation, molecular function: N-acetyl-beta-D-glucosaminide beta-(1,3)-galactosyltransferase activity. The record is from RefSeq and is a predicted model, not a curated record.
AUGACUUACCUUUACAUGAGAUUAAUCUGUGUUUCCCUGGUGGUCAUGGGAGCCCUGUGGUGUUACCUUAACCCGGAAAAUGUGAAACCUUCCAAAGUCACUCCAGUGUUUUCCAAGAGAGCAAGUGGGGCCUUCCUGCAGCUCCCCGACUCGGCCUGCGAGCGGAACGCCCCCUUCCUGGUCCUGCUGGUGACGUCGGCCCCCCAGCAGGCGGCUGCUCGCAGCGCCAUCCGGAGCACAUGGGGGAGGGAGCGCACGGUCCGGGGAAAGCGGGUCCGGGCGCUCUUCCUCCUGGGCGCCACCCCCAGCCGGGACCUGGCCCGGGCGGUGGCCCGGGAAGGCCAGCAGCAUCGCGACACCGUGCAGAAGGACUUCCUGGACACUUAUGACAACUUGACCCUGAAGACCAUGAUGGGCAUGGAGUGGGUCCACCGCUACUGUCCCCAGGCCGCUUUCGCCAUGAAGACAGACUCUGACAUGUUCAUCAACGUCGACUACCUGGUGGAGCUGCUCCUGAAGAAGAACCAGACCUCGCGCUUCUUCACUGGCCUCCUCUAUAAAAACUCCCUGCCUGUCCGGAGAAGAUCCAAUAAAUGGUUUCUUAGCAGAGAAGAAUAUCAGUGGGGAACAUUCCCGACCUACUGCGACGGCACCGGCUACGUGUUCUCCAGCGAUGUGGCCAGCCUGGUGUAUCAUGUUUCUGAAAGUGUCCGUUUCAUUAGGCUGGAAGAUGUCUUUGUGGGUCUCUGCCUCCAAAAGCUCAAAAUCCGCCCUCGGCAGCUUCACACAGUACAGACCUUCUUUCCAAAAGGCCUACCCUUUUCCGUGUGUCGUUACAGGAAGAUCGUCUCCAGCCACCACAUCAAGCCUCAGGAGAUGAGGCUCUAUUGGUACGGUCUAGAGAGUUCCCGGGGAGAGGAGUGUCCAGGCUAUUGA